CAAUUGCAUUAAUUUUUUGCCGUUGAUAUAAAAAAUACCUACAAAAGCGCCAUCUUCUUCACACACUCAUACACGAGAAUUCGAGGAGUUGAUCACAACACAUAGACCAUUUCGAUUUCCAGAUGUUUACCAAUAGAGGCCGUGGUGGCCCAUCCCGGUCAACACCUUCUAGCGUCCAGUGCCAGAAAUGCUUAAAGAGAGGCCACUACUCAUAUGAAUGUAAAGCAACUGCCCAAGAGCGUCCCUACGUGUCGCGUCCGUCGCGAUCUCAGCAGUUGCGUAACCCCAAGCUUGUGCCCAAGCUCACAAAUGAGACACUGAAUCCUCUUGAGAAAAAAAAAGGUGUGGCAGAUGAAGAGCUGGCUAAAGUGGAAGCUGAACGCGAGCGCGAGCGAGAACAGAAGGACGAUGGACUGAUUGAACCAAACGUGAAGCGUCAUAGAUCAGCGUCUUCUCAUUCGGUUUCUACCAUUUCUACUGGCGCUUCGCGAUCACCAUCGCCUGGUAGAGACAGGACUAGAUCCCCUAUUCAGUCGCCACGAGGUCGAAGUCCUUAUUCAGACAGCUCACGACGUGGCAGGCGAGAUGGCAGUCGCAGUCCCAGUCGCAGCUGCAGCCGUAGUCCUAGCUUGAAUCGUAGCCGAAGCCCUCGUGUGGAACCUCGGCACAGGCGUUCUGGCUCUGGCAGCAGUCCCUUUCCUGAAGAUUUUAACCGUCGCGACCAGUACCGAUCCCGAGACCCUCUACCUUCUGUCAAGGAGAGCGCGCCAGCGAGGCAGCCUAGGGAAUACCCUUCGAAGUCUCGGAGUCCGCAUAGCCUUCGCCAUCAACGUCCUGGGAGCCCAAGGUCGCCCGAACCGAGAGGCAGACAUCAUGAGAGGCCAGAUCGAUCCAGUACUCGACAUGAUCGUGAGAGACCACCACCUCGUGCAAGGGUUGAUGGCAGAAGACAUGGACACGAAGGCCCGGGUCCUCGGGAUCAAGCACGAGAGCGAAGCCUGAGUCCUUUCAGUCAACGAUUAGCUAUGACACAAGCUAUGAAGGGUGGAAGAUAAUGAAUUGUUGGGUAUAAAUGUAGAUAUAGUGUAACCAUAAUCGCAAAAUGCGCCAGACCCCU
Molecule: messenger RNA, 1117 nt
Organism: Fusarium redolens
Lineage: Eukaryota; Fungi; Ascomycota; Sordariomycetes; Hypocreales; Nectriaceae
Product: zinc knuckle-domain-containing protein
Exons: 3
Coding region: 123-1055 (310 amino acids)
Molecular function (GO): zinc ion binding; nucleic acid binding
Source: RefSeq, a predicted model, not a curated record